AUGCCGAAUCCGACGACUGCAUCACCAGUGACAAGAACUCUUCAUAUUGGAGAAGAUGUCGAGAUUACACUAUACAGCUUCGUUUAUUAUCCUAUGUGGUUCUGGGUCGUGAUUGCAGUUGGUUUCACAUUCUGUACAAUCAGUUGUGCGGUUUGGUUUUUCUGUGCAAUGGCAAGAUUGAGAAAAGAAAAGCCAUGUAAUCAUCCAGUGUACGAAGCUCGUACAAUCAUCACGAAAGACGGCGAAGAGAAGCCGGCAGAUAAGACUCAAAAAUCGGAAAAACACUGUAAAAAGGUGGGAGCACUGAGCGAGGCGGAGUCACUGGCCAAGAGUUUCAAGAGUGUCCGCUCGAAAAAGUCGACGAAAUCGUCGAGAAAAUCGGCGAAAUCCACGAAAUCCUCGCACAAGUCGGGCAAAUCGAUGAAGAAGAAGACGUCGAAGGAGAAUGUGGAUGAGCCGAGAAACGCCGAUGAGAAUCAGGAGGAUCACGGAGGUCAGAAGGGCGACGCAAAGUCUGGAAAAUCGAGGAAAUCGAGUAGAAAAGACGGUGGACACGAUGGGGAGAUGUUUGUGGUCGACAUGGAUCAACACGAGGUUCAAAGAGAGAAUAAUGGCGAGAACGUGCUUAAAAAAGUGAGUUUUUUGGAAGGUCAGUUCGGUAGAGCGCACUUGCAAACGCGCUCUACCGAAGAUCGGAUGGCUUAG
This is a messenger RNA of Caenorhabditis remanei, 705 nucleotides long. RefSeq lists its product as uncharacterized. The record is from RefSeq and is a predicted model, not a curated record. The coding region runs from base 1 to 705 and encodes 234 amino acids. The transcript has 3 exons. Lineage: Eukaryota; Metazoa; Nematoda; Chromadorea; Rhabditida; Rhabditidae.